AGAUAAUAGUAGGAGCCAAGGCAAUGAGUGAGGUCGGCUGAAACCAAUGCAGUCCUGCCCGGGACUGGAGAGCCAAUCGCAAGAGCAGAGGGCGGGGCGUCGGCGCCAGCAGAUAAUUGCUAAGUGCCUCGCUAGCACAGUUGGUCGGAGCUGCUGAAAGGUCUGGCCGCAGAGACAGGAACGCGUAAUCCUCAGCGUGCUCGGUCCCGACAGCAUCCUUCCACGGCUCGGCAGAGCCGCGAGCCUCCGGGCACCAGCCCCUCUGCUCCGCGGAAAAGCCUGAUGAAGUCCUCCGAUAUCGAUCAGGAUUUGUUUACAGACAGUUACUGCAAGGUGUGCAGUGCACAACUGAUAUCCGAGUCUCAGCGCGUGGCUCAUUACGAGAGUCGAAAACAUGCAAGCAAAGUCCGACUGUAUUACAUGCUUCACCCCAGGGACGGCGGGUGUCCUGCCAAGAGGCUCCGGUCAGAAAAUGGAAGCGAUGCUGAUAUGGUGGAUAAGAACAAGUGUUGCACACUCUGCAACAUGUCUUUUACCUCAGCGGUGGUGGCUGACUCACAUUAUCAAGGCAAAAUCCAUGCCAAAAGGUUAAAACUGUUGCUAGGAGAGAAAACGCCACUGAAGACCACAGCAACACCCCUGAGUUCACUCAAGCCGCCGAGGGUGGACACGGCGCCAGUGGUCACGUCUCCCUAUCAAAGAAGAGAUUCAGACAGAUACUGUGGGCUCUGUGCAGCCUGGUUUAAUAAUCCUCUGAUGGCGCAGCAACAUUACGAUGGCAAGAAACACAAAAAGAAUGCGGCGAGAGUUGCUUUAUUAGAACAACUGGGGACGACUCUGGACACAGGAGAACUAAGAGGUCUGAGGCGCAAUUACAGAUGUACCAUCUGCAGUGUCUCCCUAAACUCAAUAGAACAGUAUCACGCCCACCUGAAAGGAUCUAAACACCAGACCAACCUGAAGAAUAAGUAGUGAAAACAUCAAUCAAGAAAUGAGAAAAAUUGUCGGGAUUUCUCUGCUGAGGAGAAUUGCUUGUCAACCACCAGAGGAGGAUUCUUUCGUGAACAAUGAACAUUUCUUAUGACGAUUCACAGAUUAACAUAUGACUAACUUUAGUUUUGGAGAGUGAAUGAGCUUUCUUUCUUUCUUUUUUUUAAUUUUGUGGUAAGUUAUGAUAUUUGGAUGGAUUUUUUAAUUUCUUUCCUGAUAAUACAUUAGCACAUGUUCUAAAUUAUAAUCCUAUAGCAAAUAGUGGGAGCAUUAUUCAAACUUAAAGACAGUGGGAAAAUCUAAAUUUCCAAUUUAUUCUAGAUUUCUUCAACAUAUAAUUAUUCUAUUAAAUCCUUGAUGAUUGAGAUGUAAACCACUUCUAUCAAGAAAAAAACAUUAUUUUUUCAUCAUAUUGAACCUGAUUGGUGGCAACAUGCACAGAACCAGAACAAAUCACUAUUAGUAGAAGAUACGUAAUGAACACAAACACUGGUCCUUCUCAUUUCACCUUCAAAAAUGUGAGCCAGAUUUGCCAUCUGAACAAGGAGCAUGAAGAGCGUGAAUAAAGGAAGAACCCUCAUCUUUUUUUUCUGAUCAUUCAAAGAACAGUUUCUCAAGGUUAAGCCAAGUCCUCUUCACAAGCUGCCAAAAUAAUCACUUAGGAAAAGAAUUAGUUUGCCUGCAUGAUGAUCCUCUUAGGCAAAAAUGUCUUAGCAGCUGUUGACCUUGAUGAAAUGUUUUCCCAAAGGCAUCCAAAAGAAGAGUUAUAAACCCCAGAAUGAGAGGGAAAGAAAUGAAUAUUUCUUAUGAAGUUGGGCUGAGUUGUGAGCUUUAACGUGGGGUACUGAUAAAUGAAAAGAAGUGAGUAAGUUCUGAAGAAAUGACAGCCUUGGGUGUGGUGAGGUUCCCUGGUCCUCUGUUUCUCGCUGAGCCAAGAUUCCAUCACUUUGGAAAGAAUGCCCCUGGCCAGUAUGGCAGACUGGAAAACUGUUGCUCUCUGAUGGGGAAGGUCUCUGAGCGUAACUCAUACAGCUCUUUCUCUGGGUGUAAUUCUUCUCCAUCCUGGCUGGAGUUGCUGUCCUGCAGGUGGGCUGCAGAGACAGAUAGUUGGCUUCUAUUCAUGAUGCUUCUCAGUGCUCUGACUGGGGUGGCCCUUUGUACGUUGGGACCACAGGCAAUCGAUCUCCUGGUGUCAGGAUUUUCUGAACGUCUAUUGUUUUUCCACAGAGAGCUAAGGUGGUUGCAACUCAGUGAGCAACAAGUGAAAUGACUUCGCAAUUCAUGGUGGUGUUAUUAAGGUGUUUGAAAUUUGGCACCAUUCCCUUGACAAGGGCCCACUCAGGAGGGACCAUGGUUGCCCGUGUCUGUGCCUGCAGAGAGAAGCAGCCACACCAACCACCUGCUGUCCCGUGGGAAGGAAGAAGGGUUUGAUGGGAAGGAAUCUAUUUUGCUGUUUUGGAAAGCACACAAUGGAGCUGCAAACCUCCAGUGAUGACUUUUCUUCGAAUGUGUAAAAUAAGGCUUUAUUUGUCAAUUCUGCUGUAAAAUAAGCACUGUCCAAGUAAAAAAAAGAAAAGAAAA
This is a messenger RNA of Equus caballus (horse), 2571 nucleotides long. It is a transcript of the gene ZMAT4, whose product is annotated as zinc finger matrin-type 4. The record is from RefSeq and is a predicted model, not a curated record. Gene Ontology annotation, molecular function: zinc ion binding; nucleic acid binding. Lineage: Eukaryota; Metazoa; Chordata; Mammalia; Perissodactyla; Equidae.